Molecule: messenger RNA, 3783 nt
Organism: Fundulus heteroclitus (mummichog)
Lineage: Eukaryota; Metazoa; Chordata; Actinopteri; Cyprinodontiformes; Fundulidae
Exons: 5
Coding region: 269-2308 (679 amino acids)
Source: RefSeq, a predicted model, not a curated record
UGUGCCAGCCAGGCCUCACGCCCCCCUCCUCACCCAGAACUGACUAAAUUACACCGCUCUUUCACGCCUCCUUCUCUUCACCCGACUCCUCGGUGCAGCUUGUGGGUUCCGCCGCGGCGAUUAACCCUGGUCCGUUUUCAAAAGCGUCUGAAGUAAAUCAGCGCUCUCCCCGCUGCUCGGCUUGGGCGGUUUGACCCCGCAGGCGUUUUGGAUAUAUAUCAGCACUGUGCGCGACUGGAACAUUGUGUCCGUCACAUAAAGGGGAAGAAUGACAGCCAAGCACCGAAAAGGGAAAAGCAAUCACAAACAGGAGGAUAACUUUUUUAAGAAUGAUAUCUUGGAAACAGAAGUUCGCCCCGUUGGAAACAACCACACUCCUCUGCUGGUUUUAGUUUUGAUCGUUGUGAUCGGCUGCCUCUCCGGCGCAUGGUUGUUUUUCCAGCAGCACCUAACUUUGACCGACCUGACUGACAGCGUCGUGGGCAUUCAGGUGAAAAUAGCCAAACUGCAGUCUUCUCACGAGGAGCUGAGGCUGUCAAAUACUAAGCAGCAUGUUUCGGGGAACGUGGAGACACGGCUGGCUUCACUGGAAGAGUCUUACGUGCUAGCUCAGAAACAGGUGAGCAUGGCCAUGGCUACAGCCGAGCAGCUCAAGACGUCCGACCUCCCAGCUCAGGUGCUGUCUCUGCACACUGAGAUGAAAACCCGACUGGCAGAGGUUCAGCAAGCCACCGUUACUCUGGACCAACUGCACCAGUUGCAGAGCCUGCUGAUGGGGAAGAGCGUGGAGUUUGAGGACGUCAGAAUGCAGGUGGAAGAUUUGGCUGCGGCGAGCGGUGAACUCUCUCAGAAGGUUGAGGACUUGUCUUUGAACUUCGCAGAAGCGGAGUCAAAGAUGGAAGAAACGAUUGGCCAAAUUGACACAAUGAGUGCUACACUGGAUGGACAAACCAGCGAAGUGUUGAGACUGAAGAAUCAAUUGGACACCUACCAGGCUCAUCUGGAGAACAGUUUACUGGAGACGGCUAAUCUCAGGGAGUUGCUUGAAAGCAAAAAGUCCCAGCUGCUCAUGAAGGCCGGUGCAGAGGAGCAGAUUGUAUCACAAAUACAGCCUCAUGCUGAACAUCUUGAAAAGGCGGAAGUAGAUGCUGCUGAAGAAAAGGAGGUGGCUGAUGAUGCUACUGAUAAUGAACAAGAAGAGUUCGCUGCAGAUGAUGAUGAUGAUUAUGAUAAAGAAGAAGAAAAUAAAAAAGCAGCUGUGGAAACUGUAGAGGAAGAAGAGACUGUGACAACAGAAGUGGAGCAGGCCGCUGCAGUAACUGAGGAGCAAGAAGACGACGCUGCCAUGAGUGAAGAAGAAAAUGAAGCUGCAGAACCAGAGGACCAAAACUGGGAGGCAGCUGAACUUAAGGAGGAAGAAGAUGAGGCUGAAGAACAUGAGGAGGGAGAAAUGGAGGCUGCAGGACCAGAGGAGGAAGAAGAGGAGGCUGCAGAACGUGAGGACAAAGAAGAGAAGGCAUCAGAACCUGGAAAGGAAGAAGAGAGGGCUUUAGAACCUGAGGAGGAAGAGGAGAGGGCUUUAGAACCUGAGGAGGAGGAAGAGGAGAGGGCUUCAGAACCUGGAGAGGAAGAGGAGGAGAGGGCUUCAGAACCUGGGGAGGAAGAAGAGGAGUCUGCAGAACCUGAGGAGGAAGAAGAGGAGUCUGCAGAACCUGAAAAGGAAGAAGAGAAGGCUGCAGAGCCUGAGGAGCAAAUGGAGGAGGCUGUUGCAACUGAGGCUGAAGACCAGACAGCUGGUGGGGAUGAGGAAGAAGAAGCUCUCACAGCUCAGGAAAGGGAAGAGUUACCUGCAGCAGCACCUAUAGAGGAGGAUACAGAAGAAACUGAAGAGGAGACACUUGCAGCAGCUGAAGAAGAACUGGAGCUCCCUUCAAAGGAAGAAUCAGGAGCAUCUUUCCAACAGGAAGAAUAUGCAGCAGAUGAUGAUCAUGAUGCAUCUCCUGUGGAGCAGGAGGACCGGGAGACUAAAGAAACCGCUACUGAGGAGGAGGAAAAUGAUGCCGUGCAUGAAAAGCCAGUUGAUGGGUCAGAAAGAAUUAACGAUUAUGAAGAAAUCAUUCAGGAGGAUUCAACAGUCUUAGAGGAGAAUCAAAAAGCAGCAAUGGAGAAAGAAGAAACAGAGGAGGAUAAAAAUGGGAAAGCAAAAGAUAUGGUGGAAGAACAGCAACAAGUACCAACUAAAGAUGAGCCACAGGAGGGAGAGGAAGAUGAGUUCUCAGACGAUUUUGCUUUUCUAGACGAUAAAUGAAGCAAGUAAGGGUGUGGAUAAUACUUUAUUUAUGGCAUGCUGAGGAAAUCCACCAAGGACAACGGGAACUUUUGUAGACCCUCUACACCAUGACAAAUGCAGUUUUUUUUUCUGUGUGUUUGAUGGCAGAUGAUGCUUUGAAGGCAGACCAAAUCGGAAUGUACUGGGCUGGAGAUGGAGUGAAACUAAAAAUGAGAGGGCUGAAUUUGAGCAAUUUCUUUAUUGUUUACCUCUCAGUGUCAACAUCAAAAGCCUUAAUCUAUAAAAUAACAUUUUGCAGAGAAGAUUUCACUCUAUAGGUUCCCCUUUUCCCACCAUGUCUAAGCACAAAAUUAAAGAUUUAAGCAGGUGACCUAACAAGAAAAAAAAUACAUACGUUUCAGUUCACUAAAAUUAGUAAAUCUGACAACUAUUUCUGUGAUUCAACUGACAAAGUGAAAUGACGCUGGAACUAUUUUGUGAAUUCAUUACACACAAAGUAAUGUAUUUCAAGCAUUUAUUUCAGCUUUUUUUGAUAAUUCUGGCUUAUAUUAAAAGACUGAAAUUGGUUUCUCAUAAAAGUGGAAUAUUCCAAAGAUCUGCUGUGCUGUGGCUCAAUGUUUUUUCUCCUUACCCCAGGUAUGACACUUUAGACAUCAUCUCUGCUUUAGAAGUGGUUAACAUGAGGAAUGAAACAGCCUUUUGUAAAUGGUGAAUGUAGUCUAUGUCCUGAAUAUGCAGCGCAGAGGCUUCCCCUGACACUUGAAAGGGUGUUUCGUCACAGUCCUCCCAGGCUGGUAGUUUUCUGUUUUGUGCAACUUUUUCUACCAAAUGCUUACCUUCCAUUCAGCUUUACAUUAUUAUGCAUCAAUGUGUUAGCACAAUAUUAGUCUAUGCUGCGUUUAUGUUUGCAGUUCGGUGAACAGACAGCUUAAUUUGCAUUGAUCUUUGGUGGCGUAACUUUGUUGUUGUAAUUGAAGGUUCAUUCAUCAAACUUGAUGGAAAUAAAUGCUUGAAAUGCAUCAGGAUAGCGAGUUUAUGUUUUUUUUAAAGCGUGGAUUAUAUGAUGGAGUAUUAGAAUCAGUGUAGAUAAAAGAAACAAUUUCUGCCACAAAACUUUCUGCCACAAUUUCUAAAUGAAUUAAACAUAUUUAUAAGAAAAAAAACUUGCAUAUUCUCUGUCAAAAAGUCAGAAUUGAAUAUAGGUAUACAUUUACAAUAUUAAAGCUAUAAGAUAUACAUUUGAAUGGAAUUUAGAAGUCAGAAGUUCUGAGAUUUUAAAGUCAGACAUUUGUGAAAAAUUGCCAGAAAUCCUCUAAGAUUGAUACAAUAAAUUUAUGAGACGAUCAUCCGGAUAUUUUUGAAAGUGUAAACACUAUUAAAUAUCCAUAAAUUCAUCUCCUUAAUGUACCAUCUAAAUCUUAGAAGACCUCUAGUUUUUGUUGCAAAUUUCAGAUUUUAUAGCACAUAUUAUCUGUUUGAAUUUAUUAUUUUUU